Molecule: messenger RNA, 1557 nt
Organism: Chanos chanos (milkfish)
Lineage: Eukaryota; Metazoa; Chordata; Actinopteri; Gonorynchiformes; Chanidae
Product: potassium voltage-gated channel subfamily A member 3
Exons: 1
Coding region: 1-1557 (518 amino acids)
Biological process (GO): protein homooligomerization; potassium ion transmembrane transport; action potential
Cellular component (GO): membrane; voltage-gated potassium channel complex
Molecular function (GO): delayed rectifier potassium channel activity; protein binding
Source: RefSeq, a predicted model, not a curated record
AUGGACGACCACCUCAGCCUCCUUCAGUCGCCUCCGCCUUCCUCCACCAAGCACAGGGGCAACAACCUGGUCAACCACGGCUACACCGAAACUGAACAAGACAUCAUGACAAUUGUUGCUUGCGACAACAUGUUGGAAGAGUCGGCGGCGCUGCCUGGCCACCAUUCGCUGGAGCGCUAUGAGCCGGACCAUGAGUGCUGUGAGAGAGUAGUGAUCAAUAUCUCCGGUUUGCGCUUUGAAACACAGCUUAAAACACUCUCACAGUUUCCGGAGACUUUACUCGGAGACCCCAAAAAGAGAAUGCGCUACUUUGACCCGUUGAGAAACGAGUAUUUCUUUGACAGGAAUCGACCGAGCUUCGAUGCGAUUCUUUAUUACUAUCAGUCAGGCGGGCGAAUAAGGAGACCCGUUAAUGUUCCCAUUGAUAUUUUCUCCGAGGAGAUCCGUUUUUAUGAACUAGGCGAAGAAGCCAUGGAGAAAUUCAGAGAAGACGAGGGUUUUAUCAAGGAAGAGGAGCGUCCCUUACCCACGAAUGAAUUUCAGAGGCAGGUGUGGCUUUUGUUUGAGUACCCAGAGAGUUCUGGUCCGGCCAGGGGCAUUGCUAUCGUCUCAGUAUUGGUCAUUUUAAUUUCUAUUGUGAUUUUUUGUCUAGAGACGUUACCCGAAUUUCGGGAUGACAGAGACCCCACCACAGUGGCUCCUAUUAUAAACGGAACUGCUCCAUACCUCACAAGCCCUUUCUCUGAUCCCUUUUUUGUGGUUGAGACACUUUGUAUAAUUUGGUUUUCCUUUGAACUUCUUGUCAGGUUCUUUGCGUGUCCAAGUAAAGCCACUUUCUCAAAAAACAUUAUGAACAUUAUCGACAUUGUGGCGAUCAUACCAUACUUUAUCACACUUGGAACAGAGCUCGCAGAGAGACAAGGCAACGGACAACAGGCAAUGUCCUUGGCCAUUCUCCGUGUGAUUCGGUUGGUGCGGGUGUUUCGUAUUUUCAAGCUGUCACGACAUUCAAAAGGGCUUCAGAUUUUGGGUCAGACUCUUAAAGCCAGUAUGAGGGAACUCGGAUUGUUAAUAUUCUUCCUCUUCAUCGGCGUAAUACUGUUUUCCAGUGCUGUUUAUUUUGCCGAGGCUGACGACCCAGAAUCAGGCUUCAACAGCAUCCCCGACGCGUUUUGGUGGGCUGUUGUCACCAUGACGACCGUGGGUUACGGAGACAUGCACCCGGUCACCAUAGGGGGCAAAAUUGUUGGGUCUUUGUGUGCGAUUGCGGGCGUGCUAACCAUCGCCCUGCCCGUCCCCGUAAUUGUGUCUAAUUUCAACUACUUUUACCACAGAGAGACCGAAGGAGAAGAGCAGGCCCAGUACUUACAUGUGGGCAGCUGUCAACCGUUGUCCUCUACGGAGGAACUCAAAAAGGCUCGUAGUACCUCAUCUCUGAGCAAGUCGGAGUACAUGGUGAUUGAAGAAGGCAUCAACAGCGCUUUCAAACAGCCCAGUUUCCCCGCUCAGAACAGUCAAAACUGCGUGAACAUCAAAAAAGUGUUCACGGACGUGUAG